Molecule: messenger RNA, 3091 nt
Organism: Ochotona princeps (American pika)
Lineage: Eukaryota; Metazoa; Chordata; Mammalia; Lagomorpha; Ochotonidae
Gene: CA12
Product: carbonic anhydrase 12
Exons: 11
Coding region: 364-1428 (354 amino acids)
Cellular component (GO): plasma membrane
Molecular function (GO): zinc ion binding; carbonate dehydratase activity
Source: RefSeq, a predicted model, not a curated record
ACCAGGUUCCCGGGCUAGCCAAGACUCCUCGGCGCGAUUCCGAUUCCGCGCGCCUGAAGCCAAGGGCUACAGCCAGCUUCAGAUCUGGGGCCCAGGCCCUGGGGAAGGCUGGCCGUCCUGUCCCCACCUGCAGGAUGAAUCACGUGCUUGGGGGCUGAGCAGCUCCAUAAAACCAGCCCAGGGGCGGGAGCCAGGAGCCCAAAGAGCUACGUGCUCUCCAAGGCACCUGAGCUGCGCGCACACGGUUCAGCUGCGCGCCCAGCCGUUUCUGAGCGCUGCCCUGUGCUGCGCUGCUGCCCGAGGCCAGGAACCAGCCAGAGAACGCUGCCAGCUCACUCCUGUCAGCGGGACAGGACCCCGAAGAUGCCGGUGGGCAGUUUGUGCCCGGCCACCAUCCUGCUGCUGGUGAUCACUCAGCUGCCGCCUUGCAGCCCAGCCCCGCUGAACGGAUCCAAGUGGACCUAUGUUGGUGCUGAUGGGGAGAAAAGCUGGUUCAGGAAAUAUCCGUCCUGCGGGGGCCACCUGCAGUCUCCGAUAGACCUGCACAGUGACACCCUGCAGUACGAUGCCAGCCUGGUGCCCCUCGAGUUCCAGGGCUACAAUGUGUCUGCCGACAAGCCGUUUAACUUGACCAAUGAUGGUCACUCAGUGAAGUUGAACCUGCCCCCAGACAUGCACCUCCAGGGCCUGCAGUCCCGCUACACAGCCACUCAGCUGCACCUGCACUGGGGGAACCGUGAUGACCCCUACGGCUCUGAACAUGUUGUGGAUGGAAAGCAGUUUGCUGCUGAGCUACAUAUCGUCCACUAUAACUCCGACCUGUACCCUGACAUCCGAACUGCCAGCAACAAGUCAGAAGGCCUCGCUGUCCUGGCUGUUCUCAUUGAGAAAGGGUCCUUCAAUCCCUACUACGACAGAAUCUUCAGCUUCCUGCCAUACAUCAAGUACAAAGGACAAAAUGUGCGCAUCCCAACCUUCAAUAUUGAAGAACUGCUUCCCGAAAAGCCCGCCGAAUACUACCGCUACCGAGGGUCUCUCACCACCCCGCCUUGCUACCCCUCUGUGCUCUGGACGGUUUUCCGAAACCCUGUGCAUGUUUCCCAGGAGCAGCUCCUGGCUUUGCAGACAGCUCUGUACUACACACGCGCAGACGACCCUUCCCCUAGAGAAAUGAUCAACAACUUCCGGCCCGUCAAGGAUGUCGAUGUGAGGCUGGUACGCACCUCCUUCCAAGAAGUGCAACUCCUUCCCGGCACAGCACUGAGUGUGGGCAUCAUCCUUUCCGUGGCCCUGGCCGGCGUUAUUGGCAUCUGCAUUGUCCUAGCAGUGUCCAUUUGGUUUUGCAGAAGGAAAAAGAGCGCAAAAGGUGACAACAAGGGGGUCAUCUACAAACCAGCUGCCAAGAUGGAGACGGAGGCCCAAGCCUGAAAUUCAAGGCCCUCUCAGGUGUCUAAGGAAGGACCUUGCACACACAGCUGGCUCUCAGGACACUUGAAAUACCUCCAGGUGUUCUCUGAAGCUCCACCUGCAAACACCCAGAUGCCUGGGGGACCUCGGGCUCCCUUAAGGCUCUGGCGCCACCACUAGAGUAGUGGAACUCAUGGGUGGGAUGAACUCCAAGAACCAGGAGGCAGGAACUCUGGGUUGCCUGCUGUGCCUGUGUGAGACGGGUCAGGGGUCUGGAUUCUGGGUCACAAACCCAAGCUGCCCGCUGGCGGGCUGUUUACUCACUGGAAAACACUUCUACCCAUGGCUUCAGGUGAGUGUGUUCACAAGUGCCUUGGAAAUUAUGUUUAUUCUCCAAGUUUUCAGACUACAGUAUGUACUUUCUGCUUGUAUGUUGCUUCGGAAACCCAGUUUCUCUCCUCAGUGGGGGAGAGCUGCUGCCGUUUGAUUUACUUCUGUGACAAAGCCUUCAGUCUGACCUCACAACUGUAGGGGAAUAGUUGUGUUAACUGGAAAAAUCUUGACAAGGAAAAGAAAACAAGAGAUUGUAAUACAUUAAGGGUAUUUUUCACAGUCCUGCUCUCUGGGUUGUAAAUAAUGAAUGCAUAUUAGAGAAAAAGGUUUUGUUGUUGUUUUGGUUUGGUUUGGUUUCUUGGUGGGAGAUAAGAGAGGCAGAGAGACAAGGAGGUAGAGGGGGAAUGGAGAAGGCAAGGAUGGUGUGGGAGACUGUCACACUGGAGUCUGAACUUGGAUGCACAGUUGUUCAUCAAGUUACAAUACAUGGGUAGAAUACUGAAUCUAAACCUAACCUCCUGUUAGGUUUUGUACUGUAAUGAUUUUUGUUAUAAAUAAUUAGACCAUUCCUACAGCAGAUCUGGAGUUCUGAGGUGGCCCACUGUGCUUUUGAAAAAUAGAAGCAAAAUGAUUACAGAGUUCCAUCUCUUACCCAAAUCUCACUUGAGUCUCUUUCUACCAGUGUGGCCUAAUCUAUUUCCCACUUAGAGGAUAUCAACUUGUAGUAAACUAUGUUUUCAAGCUAUAAAGGUAGAAAGUUGUCUACACAGGGGCCGGCACUGCUGUUGGUGUUUAGGAGCCAAGGAUAAUGGAGUAUUACUAAGAUUCUCACAUUCCUCCCUGAGUCAGUUUCCAAGAAGAUGUAACUCCUUCCUGGUUGUCCUGCCACAGAUGUGGUGUCCCAGGGGAGGACAGUUAGUUCCACAGCAGGGGAGGACAGUCACCAAGCCCUUACUGCUACCUCCUUGCUGUUUCCAGAGAACGCUGGUUCAUGCCUCCUUUCGAUAGCUUGGAAUGUCCUCUUGAAGCACAGUUGCUUUGCACAGCUUCCUCUGACUUUUAAAAACUCUACUCCCUCACCACUGCCAUACACCUUUUCGUAACCAUGACCAUCCCUGUGACCUCCGAGGCAGUCUUGGAGCCUGGGGUGGUGCCUGGGCCUUGCCAUUAGCAUGCCUGAUGUGUCAUCCGAUCAGAGCAGGGACAUGCAGCAGGACCAAACCAUAUAAACAGGGUGAGUUCUGCCUCAGCCCGCAUGACCAAUCCAUUUCAGAGAUCUCUCUGCAGGUGUGGCUGCUGAAACAACAGAGAAAUUAUCUCUGUACCUGGCAUGGGGCUGUUCAGAGAGAGA